CAGAUGGACUUCACCGGCUGCAACCUGACGUGCCAUCAACUGUAACGCCAGUUCCCGAUCCCAGGACCACAGCUGACCCUUCCCCGUCCCCAGAACCAAAGACCAUGGAGCUUUCGGACAGUGACCGACCCAUCAGCUUUGGCUCCACCUCAUCCUCGGCCUCCUCCAGGGACAGCCAUGGUUCCUUUGGCAGCAGAAUGACUUUGGUUUCAAAUAGCCACUUGGGCUUAUUUCACCAGGAUAAAGAAGCCGGGGCCAUAAAGCUGGAGCUGGUCCCAGCGCGGCCAUUUUCCAGCAGCGAGCUGCACAGGGACAACCCUUCCGGGCCACAGGACAUGGAUGGGGUCAGCGGGAGGCAGCCCGGGACCCCAUGGAGAGUGGAGACGAACAGGACACCACAAACCACCGCAGACUCGGACAGCAGCCCCAAGCUCCUCUAUGUGGAUAGAGUGGUACAGGAAAUCCUGGAGACAGAGAGGACCUACGUGCAAGAUCUAAAAAGCAUUGUGGAGGAUUACCUUGCUUGCAUCCGGGACCAAACAAAACUGCCCCUGGGGACUGAAGAUAGGGCUGCUCUUUUUGGGAACAUACAGGACAUCUACCACUUCAAUAGUGAACUUCUUCAAGAUCUGGAAAACUGUGAAAACGAUCCUGUGGCCAUAGCAGAAUGUUUUGUGUCCAAGAGUGAAGAGUUCCACAUUUAUACCCAGUACUGCACCAACUACCCAAGGUCUGUGGCCGUGCUAACCGAGUGCAUGAGGAACAAGAUACUGGCCAAGUUCUUCCGGGAGCGCCAGGAAACUCUGAAACACUCACUGCCCCUAGGGUCCUAUCUCUUAAAACCAGUUCAGCGGAUUCUCAAAUAUCAUCUCCUUCUCCAUGAAAUAGAAAAUCACCUUGACAAGGACACAGAAGGCUACGAUGUUGUGCUUGACGCUAUAGACACGAUGCAGCGAGUGGCCUGGCACAUCAACGACAUGAAACGGAAGCAUGAGCAUGCGGUGCGCUUGCAGGAGAUCCAGAGCUUGCUAACCAACUGGAAGGGGCCAGACCUCACCAGCUACGGGGAGCUGGUGCUUGAGGGGACCUUCCGCAUCCAGAGGGCCAAGAAUGAGAGGACACUCUUCCUCCUGGACAAGCUGCUUCUCAUCACAAAGAAGAGGGAUGACACAUUUACGUACAAAGCUCACAUCCUGUGUGGCAACCUCAUGCUUGUGGAGGUUAUACCGAAGGAGCCGCUCAGCUUCAGUGUCUUCCACUACAAGAACCCCAAGCUGCAACACACAGUUCAGGCCAAGUCCCAGCAAGACAAACGCCUCUGGGUUCUGCACCUGAAGCGACUGAUUCUAGAGAACCAUGCAGCAAAGAUCCCAGCUAAGGCCAAGCAAGCAAUACUUGAAAUGGAUGCCAUCCACCAUCCAGGUUUCUGCUACAGUCCCGAGGGACAGAUGAAGGCACCAUGUGGCUCCAAAGAAGGUUCUGCACCAUAUCGGCAGAGGAGGAAAUCUGAACCUUCCUCACGGUCACACAAAGUGUUGAAGAGCAGUGAGACUGCACAUGACAUCCAGAAGGUUUCUAGAGAGGAAGGCUCUUCCCCGCUGACUUCUGCCACACCUCCUCCUGCCCAGAGGAACAGCCAGCCAACCAGCACGGCCAUUAUCAGUAUGCUUCGUGGGGGCGGUGCUAUCAGAAGCCUCUGGACGGAUCACCACGUCAGGCGGUCCACACAGGCCAACGAAGAAGAUGACGAUGAUUACCAGAUGUUUGUCCCGUCCUUUUCUUCCUCGGAUCUUAAUUCCACCAGGUUGUGUGAGGAGAACACUUCCAGUCGCCCUUGUAGUUGGCACCUGGGAUUGAUUGAACCCGCCGAGAUCGCCAGCUCCGGUCACAGGAUUGUCCGACGGGCCAGCAGUGCUGGCGAAAGCAACACAUGUCCUCCUGAAGCAAGAAUUCGGGACAGUGAAGGCUCCCAGUACUGUCCCAGGAGAGAACUGCAGAAUGGCCCUCAACCAGGGGGACAGGGAGGAAUGACUCCCUUUGGGUCAUCUGUAGAGUUGACAAUUGAUGAUAUAGACCAUGUCUAUGAUAACAUAAGUUUUGAAGACUUAAAGUUAAUGGUUGCUAAGCGGGAUGAAGCUGAAUCCUCUUUUUCCAAAUCACCCAGAGACUCUGUGCGCCCCAAGAGCACCCCAGAGUUAGCCUUCUCAAAGAGGCAGGCUAGCCAUAGUACAAGCUCUCUCUACCCAAAGAAAGAGGCAGCUCCCAGUGCUCAAGAGGCAUCUAACCAAAGCAUACAUGAAUUCCAAGUAGUGGAAGAAAACAUCUAUGACACCAUAGGGCUUCCAGAGCCACCGUCACUGGACUUCAAAUGUAGCACUCUUAAGCAGCCUAAAAAGAAUACCUUCCUGGGCUUGGAAGCUGAUUUUGCAUGCUGUGACAGCUUGAGGCCAUUUGUCUCCCGGGACAGCCUCCAGUUCAGUGAGGACGAUGUGUCUUACCCUCAGGGGCCCUCUGAUACUGACUAUUUGAGUUUGUUAUACGACACUCCCCGCUGUAACCCACCUAUUACCGAUAAGGCUCUGUCAGACAAACAGUCUGAAGACGUCGAUGAAAUCUGGAAUGACCUGGAAAAUUACAUCAAGAAAAAUGAAGACAAAGCGAGAGACCGUCUCCUCGCGGCAUUUCCUGUCAGCAAAGAUGAUGUGCCAGAGAGGCUAUGUGUCGAGAGCACCCGAGAGCUGAGCAGAGACGCAGGACAUGCCACAUCUAUGCUGUCCCUUCCUGGGAGUCAGGGUUUCCUCACUCCUGGAAAAAGCAGGCCUGCCAGGGCUAGCAGGGCCAACUGGUCCCGCGAAGAUGACUUGACCUCUACAGAAGGCUCCUUCAUGAGUCUUAACCAACUCUCUCUGGCCAGUGAGGUGCCUCCUGUGGACAGUCCCUAUGACUUAGCCAACUACAGCCUACCCCAAGCAGACCCAGAAAACCCUGACCUUGGGUUGGAGGCCACAGACAAGACCAAGAGUAGGGUCUUUAUGAUGGCAAGGCAGUACAGUCAAAAGAUUAAGAAGGCGAAUCAGCUUUUGAAAGUGAGAAGCCCAGAGUUGGAGCAGCCAGCAGCCAGUCAACAUAAGCCCAUUCCCAAAGACUUGGCGGCCAUCUUGGAAGAGAAGAGACAAGGAGGGCCUGCCAUUGGUGCCAGGAUUGCUGAAUAUUCCCAACUGUAUGACCAGAUCGUGUUCAGAGAGACACCCCUUAAAGUUCAGAGGGAUGUCUGGGCGAGGACCCGAGAACCCUCUCUCCACAGGCCAGCAUCACCUUCCCAGGCCCAGCAAGGUGGUGAGGACUGGCUUUGGCAUUCACCCUACAGUAACGGAGAAUUAGCGGAUUUCUGUCCCCAGCCAGAGCAAGACUCACAGGCAAAAUAUCCCACGUUAGAGAUCAUCGCCCAAAGCAUUCCCAGACAGUUGUCGGCGGCUUGUUCAGUGCCUUCUCUUCAAGUGUCAGACCCUCUGCUGGGCCCUGUGCAGCGGUGCAGUGUGGUGGUCAGCCAGCCCCACAGAGAGAAUUGUCAGGACCUUUACAACUCUCUGGGUCGCAAAGCCCAGCCCGCCAGCAGGCCCCAGCCAUCCUCCUCAAUCUUGAUAAACAAAUCUCUUGACUCCAUCAACUACCCAAGUGAGACAGAAAAAAAUUUACACAAAAGUCCCAGGGGUGCAAGCCAACAGGAUUUGCUGUCGGGCCUAGUGGACUCGCAUCAACAGGACACUGGAAAACGCUCUGACCUCACUCUCCAAGACUCACAGAAAGUUCUGGUGGUAAAUAGAAAUUUACCCUUAAGCGCCCAAGUAGCGACACAGAACUACUUUUCUAAUUUCAAAGAGACAGAAGGAGACGAGGAUGACUACGUGGAGAUAAAGUCAGAAGAGGAGGAAGUGGAUCUGGAUCUCUCUCUGAGUCGGGGCAGGAAGUCUGACCCAAAGACCCUGGACCCUGACUGUUCUGGUAACCUUUGUAGACACAGCACACCUUGCUCUUUGAAAGAGCCUGUGAGCGGCAGGCUUGGGUUUCCUCCUUACCUGACAGCCUGUAAGGACUCCGACAAAUUGAAUGAUUAUCUGUGGAGGGGGCCGUCACCCAGUCAGCAAAACAUUGUCCAGUCUCUGAGGGAGAAAUUUCAGUGUCUUAGCUCCAGCAGCUUUGCCUAGGGUUCUAGAAGUGUCUGAAUCGGCACCUCAGGCUUACAAGUUACCAAUGGGGAUGAGGUGUGUUUUUUUGUUUUGUUUGUUUUGUUUCUUUUUUAUGUAUUUAUCACUUUAAAGCAAUUUUGUAAUGCCUGGAGGUGUAAAACAUGCCCUCCUUUCUUUAAGGCCAGCUCUUUGAGCUGGCUGGCUAGGGCAUUGCCCCCAUAUCCUUACAGUAGAGCUCAUACGACUCUCAGAUUACCCCCUCCCACACCCCAAGGAGUUUUAUACUGUGACUCAGAGGUAGCACAAGUCUCUUCCACACCUUUUAAAAAGAGAAACUAGAGUUAUUUAAAGAAUUCCGUGUGGCAUUUCUGUAUAUUUAUGGCAAGACUCAAGAAUGAUAUAUGCCAGGGACCACAGAUGAGGAUAUAGUCUCAUCACGUAUUUUAAGGUUCCCACACUGGUGUUCCUAUCCCAUUUCAUUAGAUGUCAACACGACGUGACUAUUGAAAAACCUAAAAUGUAGCCCUAGGACCAACUGACUGUUAGAAAAAUAAAAAUCUUUAGCUGUAUUCCUAGACAAGGUCCAGCUGGUGUACCACUAAGUAUGGUUAAGUCUAUAAUUUAUGGGGUGAAAUAAACUAAUUCUUUAAUGGCUUAAAAAAAAUCCAAACUCAAAAGAAUGCAAGCCAACUUAAUUAUUAGAUAAGAUAGGGGAGAUUUCUGGAAACAGUCUGAUUAUGUCUUCAUGUUACGACUGAAGAGAGAAUUGCUUCCCCAAAAAAUAAAUCCAACAAUCCAAACAUCCCUCUAUACUACUAUAUAUGCCUGUCUCUUAUCAAUACAGAGUAAAUCCUCAGUUAAAAUAAGACAAAAUGCAUUCAAAUGGCCUAUCUAGAGCUGUUCUUCACAGGCAGUUUCUUGAGCUAUGGACUGAAUGCUCUGCUUGAAAAGUCUUUGCCACAGAUAUGGGCUAGAGUUUAGUUUCUAAAUAGUUCGUGACAUAGGGCCUCUUUCAGAGUUUUGGAACAUAGAGAACUGAGCCUCUGAUUGCUAGGUUCUGGCUAGUAACUUCCUUUACAUUGCAGUUGUAGUUUUAUACAGCAUUUCACUGUGAUAGCACACCUAUCCAACUCCCUGUAGAUAAGAAUGAAAGAUGCAGAGAAAUGAAGACACAGGCAUUGCUACUUCAAAAAGGCGUUUUAAUGAAGGCUCCACAAAUAUAGCUGGACUUUUACCUCAUAGUACCCUUUGUGUUCUCAUUUUACACAGUGGAACAUUCUGGAGCCUUUCCUCACCCUCUCACUUUCCAUUUUUAACUUAUGUCUUUGUUUGAAUUAAGCAAUCGGUUCCGUUGAAAAAGAUGAAAGCAGGAACUGUAGGGAAAGACGCCAGGCCCAUCAUUAAUGGUAAGCAGUAAUAAAGGAUCACUCCCAGCUUCCCAUAAUUCUUUCCCUCCUUUAACUCCUAUCCCCCUUUACCUUCAACUGUGCAACAUAAAAAUGUGACCAUCCUUAUGUUACAAAUAAGAUCCUAUGGUGGUGGUGUUGCUUUGCGUUUCUUGUCCUGUAGUUACCAAAACAAUUGGGAUUGAAGGUGAUACUUGGUGGUAGAGCCCUCGCCUCAUGCUCCCAGGCCCUGGGUCAUCUCCAGCACUGAGUUAAGUGGUUCUGAAAACAUUCCUUUUUCCAUUGCUUUUAUUUAGGCAUGACGUUAGUUUUCCAGAUAAAGCAACAGCAGAAAAGAUGAGAACUCUGUUCUUAGAGUUUGCUGGAAUUUGUGUAGAAAUGCAUUUGUAUCACUUGUUUUUGUUUGUGUCUUUGUUUUUUGUUUGUUUGUUUUUGUUUGUGUGUGUGUGUGUUUUAAAGUCACUUGAUCCUUGCUCAAGGGUGUAGCUUCCUGUUUUGUUUUUGCUUUUGUGUAGCCUAUAUGACUCACAUUCUAAUAUAGUCCAGGUUACUGUUCUGUCUGAGUCUCAGAUAUUAUUAAUUUUUCACACCAAUGUUUUGAUGCAUGGUUUGCUGUCAUCUACAAAGGUGGAUGUGAUAGUGUACAAAAUGUCUAUGUAUGCAGUCCUAUGGGUUCUAGGAUAAAUCUGUAGUUUUAAUGAUAACCUCCGUGGGCCAUGCUGCAGACUUUGAGAGCCGUGUGUGUGUGCGUGUGUGUGUAUGCGCACGUGCGUGUGCGUGUACACGUGUGUUCAUGUACAUCUGUGUGUCUGUCUGUGUGUACAUGCUCAGAUGCUCUCUCAAUGUUAUCAAUUCAGUGCUUUUGUUUAAAAUAGUUUUUUUGCAGGUGGGGUGGCAAUGUAUAUACUUGGGGGGGAAUUUAUGUAAUUAAAAGUUCUUACUGGAUUGCUGUACUGAAGGUUCCAAUUUUAUAUAUAUAUAUAUAAGUUCACUUUUCACCUACUUUUUUUCUUUGUGGGGAAAGCAAUGCAUCUUGGAAAACAUAGUUUAAAUACUGUAUAUAAGACAAUGAAAGUUAGUAAUGCCCAUUAUUUAAUAAAGUUUGUAAAGUGCAAAGUAA
Molecule: messenger RNA, 6713 nt
Organism: Phodopus roborovskii (desert hamster)
Lineage: Eukaryota; Metazoa; Chordata; Mammalia; Rodentia; Cricetidae
Gene: Plekhg1
Product: pleckstrin homology and RhoGEF domain containing G1
Exons: 15
Coding region: 105-4205 (1366 amino acids)
Molecular function (GO): guanyl-nucleotide exchange factor activity
Source: RefSeq, a predicted model, not a curated record